UACGGGGAUUAUUUCAGUCUGAGCUUAUUGGACAACUUUUAAAAAAAGCACCAGCUCUCCACCCCCAUCACACCCUGAUCUUUUUAUAGCCCUGCUUAUCACUCUACGCGAGCUCAUCACACCAGGCAUCGGCCCCAAACCAUGGAAAGCGUUACUAUUAAUCACUGGAUCGGAACCCCGCUACGGAACCAGCUUCUCUUCGAGGGGGUGAAACCGAGGGACAGCGUAGAGGACCACAGCCUUUUCGCCCUUCCCGGUCCUGCUUUUCCAGGUCUGGGUGAAUGUGACGGGACGGCGCUCCGCAAAAAGAGGCAGGGAGCCGAUCUCGGCUUUCAAGUGCUCCUGGACGUGGCGCAGUUCCGCCCCGAGGACAUUCUUAUCCAGGUGUUUGAAGGCUGGCUGCUUGUCAAAGGCCAGCACGGCCGCAGGAUGGACGAGCAUGGCUUUGUUUCUCGCAGCUUCACUCGGCAGUACCGGCUUCCCGAGCACCUUCGGCCAGAAGACUUGAGAGCCAUGCUGUGUCAUGAUGGGAUCCUGGUCGUGGAAACCAAAAGCUGCGGCCCCAGUUCUCCAUGAACACUUGUAGUUACACAUUGGCUGGUAACCGAAUCACAAAGGCUGUGUAUGUAAUGUAGGCCGAACACUUAUGUUUCACACUAGCAGUUAAAAACGGAAAUGUGCGACGGCGAACGAGUUAUAUGUAGCACUUAAUAAACUUUCAUGACUGAG
Molecule: messenger RNA, 729 nt
Organism: Brienomyrus brachyistius
Lineage: Eukaryota; Metazoa; Chordata; Actinopteri; Osteoglossiformes; Mormyridae
Gene: hspb3
Product: heat shock protein, alpha-crystallin-related, b3
Exons: 1
Coding region: 142-576 (144 amino acids)
Cellular component (GO): nuclear speck; cytoplasm
Source: RefSeq, a predicted model, not a curated record